UUUCCUUGCUAGUGUAGGUCACGACUCCCCUUUUGGCACACAUCUCUUCGAUGUGUGCAACCCGGGACUUACGAAAUGGCUGUACUAUGAUACCAUGGGCAUUGCCCAAGAACGUUCCAUUAAUUCAAUGCACUAGGCGCAAUGCGUCAUCUUUUCUACCAAAAAAAAGAGAGAACUGGGCCUGCCAAAUUGAAAUAUUGGGCUGCACCAACCACCAAACCCAAAGCCCAACAGAGGUUGAAUAAAACGCGCUCUGUUCUUCAUCUUCUGCUCUUCCCAAAUCCCACCCGCCCCUAAAGACCUAAACCAUGUCUUCAGAUUGCAAUCGCCGUCGCCUGGAGACAAUCCCGGCCGCAGCCGUCGGCGGAGAAAAAGAAGUAGACCGGAUAUCGGGAUUACCGGACGAGAUCAUCCAUAGGAUUCUCUCACUCGUAGACCCCCAAAAGGAAGCUGCAAAAGCCAGCGUCCUGUCCCAUAGAUGGUCCAAGCUCUGGCGGUCUUACCCAAUCCUCGAGUUCCACAAUACCCAAUUCGCUUCGACCGAAUCGGCGGAGAGAUUCGCCGCCGCCGCGUCGGAAAAGUUCAGUCCUAGUAUCGCCGUGGAAGCCGUUAGAAUCAAGUUCAAUCAUCAAAAAGAGUGGGACGUAAACUUCUGCUCUGCUUUCCUCGAUAACAUGUUGGAUUUGGCUGCAAAGAGAUCUCCCUUGCCCCAAGAGAUCGACAUUGAAGCGGAAUUUGAUCGCAAGACUCACAGCCAUGUCAAUUUCGAUGGUUCGGGGACGUACAGCAUCCCACGGGGCUUACUGCUACCCAGAUCCAAUUCCAACCCUAACCAUCGAUUUCGCCUCAAAAUUCUCAAGUUGGUCAACUGCAAUUUCGAUCGGUUCAAGGAUAUCGAGAUCAACAGCAACCAUUUCUCGGGCCUGGGCAGCUCCCUCAGGCAGCUCUUCCUCACCCAAGUCAGCUUCCCCGCCGGCUGUCAGAUUCUCAAUAGCAUCAUUGCCGGUGCCUCACUCUUGCAGGAAUUGUUUCUGUGCGUGGUUCCGGGGAUUUGGAGGCUUCAGUUUCGGAACCUUGGCAACCUGAAAGUGCUUGACAUUCACGAAUGCCCAGUGGAGUAUUUAGAGAUCACAGGAGUCCACUCUCUGGAAACCUUGUGCAUCACUGAAGCCCCAUUGGGAGGUGAUUUCGUGGUAUCUCCAAUGCCGAAUCUCAAAUCACUGAACAUUCACGAUGCAUGCCAAUUGACGCAGGAAAAGUUCGAUGAAUUGAUUUCCAAGUCUCCAUCUUUGGAGUCACUUUCUGUGGGAGGUCUUGCUAAAGUACAAGAACUGAAGAUUUUCAAUGCUGACAAGCUUUGGCGUCUUGGUCUGUCUUGUUGGGCUCAAUUGCGGGCGAUUGAAAUGAAGGCUCCAAAACUGUGUGAUUUCCGAUACUCAGGAAGGAUUGAUUUCUUCAUUAAAUUUUUAGGCGAGGUUGGUAGCUAUCGCAAGGAAGCUCGUCAAUCUCUGGAAGCACGAUACUGGAGCUUUGGAACUGAUGAAAAAGAAUUCCACGCUUUGAGAAAAUUUCUUGCGCAACUAACACAGUUUUGGUUUCGCCUAACUCUUGAUUUCUACUUUCGAGAAAGCUAUGAGCAUCGCUGGGAAGAAUUUCAGGAAAAGUCGCCUAUUCCAAGAGUUGAACAUAUACAAAUCGAGUGGGAUUUCUCAAUAUUGAUCAACAAAGAUGCUUUUUUUGACGACCUGUUUCAGAAUUUUCAUCCUAACUAUUUAAGUUUCACUCGAGAAGAAUAUUCGUAUUCAACGUCAACUGAGGAUUACUUAGUGGCGGUCGAGUAUGUAUGUAAGAAGUUCAUGGAGAGAAAUUCGAAUAAUCAUUGUGGAACAACAUGUAAGUGUUGGCAUCACCAAUUCAAAGACAUGAAGAUUAUAAAGAGAGUUAGAGAUGGCAGAAUCAAAGUAGAAGAUGGUGACAAAGUUAUGGACAUUUCACCGGAUACAUGUUCGUCUUUUGCUGAAGCAAAACAAAUUUUGCUUCUAUUGAUUUGGGAUUAAAUUUGAAGUAAUUAUGCUAUAGUUUUGUUGCGAACAAUUUUAUUUAUACUUAUUAUCAGUCUUUUGUACCUACUAUCUAUCUCAUUAUAAUAGAAUAAUAGAUACUAAUUAUAGUCUUUCUUUUUCAAUUGAAUUUUGAGCUAUACUACUACUAUAUCAAAUAUUCCUUUUUGGUUCACUAACCAGUGUUAGAGCUAAUGGGAAUGGCACCUAUCACACAGUUAACAAAACCAAUAAUGGGGAAAUGCGAGGAGCAACAGCAGCUUACCAUUGGUGGCGGUGAAGAACACCAAAUUGAGAUCAUUCAUUUGACAAGAUAUUGUUCAAUUCACUUUAAUUUCAAUUUCGGUAAACUUGACGAGGUAAUUAAAUGAUUAGUUGACCGUCCAACUUGACGGUUAACUCAUGAGUUCGACCAAAUUAGUCUAUAUAGUGAAUAGUUUAUAUUAGAAUAGAAGGUACUGGCCAAAUUAGUAUAUUAGUAUAUAGUUCGGACCAGUUUAAAGUAUUGACUAUUUUCAUUAUGACAUCAAUAUCAUGUGUCAUACAUGACAUAAACAUAUUAGGUUAUGUCAUUUAUAAAUUAUUUUAGAGAGUUCAACUAUUUAGAAUAAUUGAGUUGAGUUCGAGGCAAAAUCCUGAUCUUAUUGAUGAGUCAAACCGAGUAGAUCUAGUGAGCUCAUUAAUAAGUCGGGCUUGAGUCAAAAUCGAGACAAACAUGAUUCAAUGUUUUAUUAAACAAGCCUAACUAGAAAUAGACAAAAUUCAAUUUGGCUCGACUCCUUUGCAGUCCUAGGUGAACCUGCACAAUAUCAAGUCAAACUCUGAUAUGUUAAUUAAAUUAUCAAUUUACUCAAUCCACGAAGCCGAUGUUCUUUAUGUUUCCCACCUCCCCCCAUCUAAGGCCUAAACCAUGGGGAAACGCAGCCGCCGGGAGACCAAUGGCUCUGGAGAAGCUAAUCAAAUCCGGAUAGUAUCCGUAGACGCGAAGAGAAACUCCAAUCUCCAAAAGCCAAAGAUGAGCAAGACCAAAUCGGAUCAAAAUGACUAGAGAGAAGAGAGAUUAGUUUUCAAAAUAAAGAAGAGAGGUAAUUCCUAAACACAUAGGAAUACUAGUAACUGCAUUUUGGAUACUAGUUUUGCAUUUUGGGCUGAGCCUAUCACUAAGCCUAAAGCCCAACGGAGGUUGAAUUUGAUCUUCUUCUAGUGAAGUGCAGAACUGGCAGUAGAGGUUGAAUAAAAAAACCCUCUGUUCUUCAUCUUCUGCUCUUCCCAAAUCCCACCCGUCCCUAAAGGGAAAAAAUCCCAGAAUACUCAAGUUAUUAAAAAAAAAUUUCCCUAAAUACAGUAAUUAUAAACUUAUUUCCCAAAGUACAGCAGUUUCCAUAUCACUGUCUUUGAUGAAGACAGUGAUUAUAAUCACCGCUUUCGUAGACAACGGGGAAGUUAUCACCGCUUUCGAAAACAACGGGGAAGGUAUAACCGCCGCCGUCCAAAACGGUGAUUGCCUCACCGCUGUUGUCCAAAACGGUGAUUGCUCCACUACUGUUGUGCAAAACGGUGAUUACAUCAUCGCCGUCGACCAAAACGGUGAUAUUUGACCACGUUUUAGAGCCCUGGUAGGUGGAAAAUUAGGUCACAGCGACCUAGCUAUCACCGUUUUGGACAAAAGCGGUGAUGUGUUCACCGCAAUUGUCCACUGCAGUGAUUAGCUGACAUUUUUCCUUAUAAAAACCAACCCCCACGUCCCUCCUGCUGCCUUCCAGCAAAGUAGUACAAAAAUUAGUGUUUUCUGGUCGUUUUCUCAGCUGGUUUGGAGUUGGUUUACUGCUCAAGAAACUCAUCGGGAUUCG
This is a messenger RNA of Linum trigynum, 3910 nucleotides long. NCBI's taxonomy places the organism in Eukaryota, Viridiplantae, Streptophyta, Magnoliopsida, Malpighiales, Linaceae. The record is from the annotation of a GenBank genome assembly.